UCCUGAACUGUAGUUUGUUGAACAAUMUUAACAAAAAAAGAAAUAAUAUCUUAAKUGUGGAAAAUAUUAAUGUCCUUUCUAAAGAAUAUAACAUAAAAUUUUUCAGYGCUUACAACGAAAAACAUCGAAAUGUUGUUGGGUACACGCUAAACAGUAUCAGUUUGUUUGAUGACUCUCCACACAUUGCAAUAUCAGUUUAUCCCACGGGAAUUACUAAACCACACUAGCCGCAAACGGACACCCAAUGUCGCAAGAAUUCGGCGGCGUGCCAAUUGCCUUGCCCAAGUCUCGCAGCAUAUAUGCCGUAUCUCUAGCUGUACUCUUGGCCUUCCUAUUAUUUUAUUACUACUAUGGAAGUCUUUUAACCAUCCUUUUACUUUUCUGUAUUACAUCUUUUGGCUUUUAUUAUUUGCAAGAUAUGCUCUUAUAUCAUCCUGAUCUGCCGGCAAACUCUCGCAUUUAUGUGCCUAUCCCAAAAAUGCAUAACCUGCCACAUGAAUCAGUCAGUAUUCACACACCAGAUAAAGUAACAUUGCACGCAUUUUGGGUGUCGCAGCCGAAGGAGCGUUCAAAGGUGGUGCCAACUUUUGUUUAUUUUCACGGAAAUGCUGGCAAUAUGGGUCAUCGUAUGCAAAAUAUUUGGGGAAUAUUUAAUCAUCUUCACUGUAAUAUAUUAAUGAUAGAUUACCGUGGUUACGGCUUUUCAACUGGUGUACCCUCGGAAAAGGGGUUAUCAUUAGAUGCUCGCGCUGUAAUAGAUUACUUGUAUACACGCAACGAUUUAGAUCACACAAAGAUAGUAUUAUUUGGUCGUUCAUUAGGCGGUGCUGUGGUAAUUGAUGUAGCCGCAGAUACAGUGUAUAGUCAAAAAAUUAUGUGUGCAAUUGUAGAAAACACAUUUACCAGCAUACCAGAAAUGGCCGUUGAAUUAGUUCAUCCAUCCGCCAAUCUAAUACCAAAAUGUUGCUUUAAAAAUAAAUAUUUAUCUUCAUGGAAAAUUGGUAAAUGUUCAGUACCAUUUUUAUUUAUAUCAGGUUUGGCAGAUAACCUUGUACCUCCUCGUAUGAUGCGUACUUUAUAUAUGAAGUGUGGAAGUGAACAAAAGCGCAUACUCGAAUUUAUAGGAGGUGCUCACAAUGAUACCUGGAUAAUGGACGGGUACUAUCAGGGUAUUCAUCAAUUUCUAGUCGAAUGUCGAAGUAUUUCAACAGCGCCAUUAGAGAAACCACCUGAAAAAAGCAAUGUGUGGCAUGAAAUACAGGAUGUUUAGCUCGUCGAUAUCUAAUGCGAUUCAGGGUUUUGGGUCUUUAUAUCCCGAGUAUUAGAAAUGACACAUAUUAAUACACUAUAACUUACUAUAUACAUAUGUACUAUAAUUCCAUGUCUUUAACGUGAGUGAUUUACCAUACUUUUGAUAUACUUAAAAAAAUGUGUGGAAUAACGCUUAGGUGUUUCACUCUUUAUGACGCAUAGCUUUAAAAGUUAACUAAAUAUGGUAUUGAAUUAGAGCAACUCGUUCAAUUAUAAAACAUAAAUAUUUUUGCAUAUAAUUUUAUUAAAAUAUGCGUAUUUUCAGUAAAUUU
Molecule: messenger RNA, 1583 nt
Organism: Bactrocera latifrons
Lineage: Eukaryota; Metazoa; Arthropoda; Insecta; Diptera; Tephritidae
Product: protein ABHD13-like
Exons: 4
Coding region: 245-1270 (341 amino acids)
Cellular component (GO): membrane
Molecular function (GO): palmitoyl-(protein) hydrolase activity
Source: RefSeq, a predicted model, not a curated record